AUGCCUGAAGAGAAGUAUAGCCGCCUUGUCAAAGUCGAGUUACAGCAACGACUUGAUAUCAUCUCACGAUGGAACAUUGAGCCCGGAUCGAGAGUCCUCGAAAUUGGCUGCGGACAGGGCGACAGCACUGUGAUCCUAGCCGAUCUCGUAGGGGAGAACGGCCACGUUACGGGUAUCGACCCGGCACCGCUAGACUAUGGUAGCCCCUUCACGCUCGGUCAGGUCCACGCAAACCUGAAGGCGUCCCCUCUAGGCUCCAGAAUCUCCUUUCACCAGGCUACUUUGCAAGAGUUCCUCGAUUCCAACCCAGAUGCUCAAUUCGACUACGCCAUCUUCAUGCAUUGCCUCUGGUAUUUCGAGUCUACCGACAGCCUUCGUCCCAUGCUGACCAGCCUCCGUGGGAGAGCUCGGGAAUUAUUAAUCGCAGAGUUCUCACUGAACGUGCGCGGGGAUAUGACGACUCUUCCUCAUCUACUCGCUGCUCUUUCGCAGGCGGAGAUGUCCAGCCGAGUUGCCCGGGGAAUACAGGAGAGUAACACUCUCUCACUGUACAGCCCCAGGAGUAUUAAGAAAGCCGCAUCUCAAGCUGGCUGGAGGGCGCAAAGGGAGAGCUAUGUUGACAACCAUCCUGACGCCUUGGAUGGUAAGAGAGACGUUGAUGAUGUUCUGUCCGAGGAAUGGCGUAUGGCGAUUGCAAUCGAACCUGAUGAAGGCCGAAGAAGAUUAGCAGAGGUGAUGGUGGAAUCUGUCCAAACCGCAGUAGAUUCACUGGGUUUCGGAGAGAAAGUGAGGACCAUGAGCAGCUGGUUAGGGUCGUUCGCGUAA
Messenger RNA from Aspergillus terreus NIH2624, 825 nucleotides. RefSeq names its product class I SAM-dependent methyltransferase. The transcript has 2 exons. Bases 1 to 825 code for a protein of 274 amino acids. The record is from RefSeq and is a predicted model, not a curated record. NCBI's taxonomy places the organism in Eukaryota, Fungi, Ascomycota, Eurotiomycetes, Eurotiales, Aspergillaceae.